This is a messenger RNA of Chiroxiphia lanceolata (lance-tailed manakin), 4813 nucleotides long. RefSeq names its product signal peptide peptidase like 2A (gene SPPL2A). Gene Ontology annotation, cellular component: cytoplasmic side of endoplasmic reticulum membrane; Golgi-associated vesicle membrane; lysosomal membrane. Gene Ontology annotation, biological process: membrane protein proteolysis. Bases 322 to 1926 code for a protein of 534 amino acids. Gene Ontology annotation, molecular function: aspartic endopeptidase activity, intramembrane cleaving. NCBI's taxonomy places the organism in Eukaryota, Metazoa, Chordata, Aves, Passeriformes, Pipridae. The transcript is spliced from 17 exons. The record is from RefSeq and is a predicted model, not a curated record.
CCGUUCCCUCUCACUCGUAACGACCCUGACGGGCCCCAGGGCUCCUGUCAGUGCCCAAACCCCGCUCACCUGCAGCUGCAGGGCGGAACCCGGACUCGCCGAGAGCCGCAAGAAAAGGAGGCGGCACAGGCGGGGCGGGGACGCGCAGCCCCAGCGGCCGCCCCAGCGCCGCCCCCGCCCCGCCGGACCCGCCGCGUCCCGGGCCCGGGCCGGGGCCGCCGCACGGAACAGGAAGUGUCGCCGGGAGCCGGGAAAGGCUCGGCGGGGCCGAGCGGAGCCCGAGCCCAGCGAGGCCCCUCCCCGAGCGGCCGGCAGAGAACGAUGGGGACGGCCGGGCUGCUGUGGGCCCUGCUGGGGGCCCUGCUGCUCCCUCCGGUGGCGGCGGAUGAGGGGAUCCUGCACGCCUCCGGGAGCGGGCUGCCCCCAGUGACAAAGGAUUACUGCAUCAUUUACAAUUCUAAGUGGACAUCUCUUCCAAAAAGCCUGGACAAUGCUACUUUCAGGACUCUGGAAAACCUGACUUCCACAGUCCUCUGCAGUUCAUCUGAAGUUCCUUCUGGCAUAAUGAAGGACAAAGCAGUUGUAGUGAUGAGAGGAAACUGCACCUUUUUGGAGAAAGCAAGAAUUGCACAAAGUUUGGGUGCUAAGAUGCUGUUGAUUGCCAGUAAAUCCGGGCUGUCUGCUAUUUCAGACAACAAGACUGAUUUUGAAGAUGUGACUCUUCCAGUUGCUCUUAUAAGAUACAAUGACAUAGUAGAUAUGCAGCUGACACUUGGAAAUGAAGUUAAUGUGACUCUGUAUUCACCACCUUUGCCAGAGUUUGAUUACAGCAUGGUUGUCAUCUUCCUAGUUGCUGUGUCUACAGUGGCACUGGGAGGCUACUGGAGCGGAGUAGCGGAACUGGAGAAUCUGAAAGCAAUAGCAAGUCCAGGGGAGAGAGAAACCAGACGGAAGAAGGAGGAAAAUGUUACCUUCACCCCUGUAACAGUUAUCUUGUUUGUUGCCAUCUGUUGUGUCAUGCUGGUCUUACUUUAUUUCUUCUACAAGUGGUUAGUAUAUGUUAUAAUAUCAGUCUUCUGCUUGGCCUCUGCGAUGAGUCUGUACAACUGUCUGGCAGCGUUAGUAGGAGAAAUCCCAUUUGGGCAGUGCAGGAUUACAUGUUGUAACAAAACCAUUGAAGUGAGGCUUAUUUUUCUUGCUGUGUUCUGCACAGCAGCAGCUGUUGUCUGGGCAGUGUUUCGAAAUGAAGACAGGUGGGCUUGGAUUUUGCAAGAUAUUUUGGGAGUUGCCUUCUGCCUAAACUUCAUUAAAACACUGAAAAUGCCCAACUUUAAGUCCUGUGUAAUACUUCUAGGCCUUCUCCUUCUAUAUGAUGUGUUUUUUGUCUUCAUAACACCAUUUAUCACGAAGAAUGGGGCAAGUAUAAUGGUUGAAGUUGCAGCUGGUCCCUUUGGAAACAGUGAAAAGAGUGAUGGAAACUUGGUGGAAGUCCCUACUGAACGCUCAGCUCCCCAUGAGAAAUUACCUGUGGUUAUUAGAGUACCUAGACUUGAACACUCUGCAUCGACACUGUGUGACUUGCCAUUUUCAUUGCUGGGUUUUGGAGAUAUUAUUGUCCCAGGGCUUCUGGUUGCCUAUUGUCGAAGAUUUGAUGUUCAAACAAGUUCAUCUUCUGUAUACUACAUUUCCUGCACAAUAGCUUAUGCUGUUGGUAUGGUGCUGACUUUUGUUGUUCUGGCACUAAUGAAGAUGGGACAACCUGCCCUUCUCUAUCUUGUACCAUGUACACUCAUCACCAGCUCGCUUGUUGCCUGGAGGCGCAAAGAGAUGAAGAAGUUUUGGAAAGGAAGCAGUUACCAGGUAUCGGACUCGUCCAGGACGCCUUUGCUACAAGAUGAUGGAACACCUGGAUUACACAGGAAAUGAAGAAAGCACAGCAUCGGCCCCUGAACAGCCUGGAGGACAAUAACAUAUGGAAUCCUGAUUCAAAAUGGCAUUUGAAUUUUCAACAACUGAAUUACACUAAAUUUGGUGAAAUUUUACAAUGGAGUGUUUCCCACUCUGUGUAAAAGGGUUUUUUAUUUCUGCACCUAUAUUUUUAUGGAAAAUAUUGUUAACGACAUAAAAGUAAUCAAAAUAGACUUGCAUUUUUACAGCCAAACCAUAGCUAGUAAAACUGUGCCUUAUUUCAAUUUAAAUAAAAGGAUAUUUUCUAUGCAAUUUUCCAACUGUGUUUCUAUACAGUAUAUUUUUGUACAAGUUGCUUGCCCAUAUUGGUUUGAUGCCUGAACAGUUUUUUUAAAACUUUGAUUGAUUAGUCAAGUUUCUUUAAAAGAAAACACGCUACCUUUCCUAGGAUUUCCUUCCAGAUUUUGAAUGCAAUGUUGGAUUGUAAUGCAGCUAUAGCAACUGAAGAAUGAAAGUAUAGUUCCAUUACUACAAGUAAUUCAGUAAACAGUGUGUGUGUGUCUAUGUACGUUGUAAGCCAUAAAUCAAUAACAGGGCAAAUUUAGCGUGGGGUUGUGAGCUCUUCCUCCCUCCCUCCCCGUUGUAUCACUGGCUUAUGCCUUAACUGUGAAAAUUGCUAAGCUUGGGUGCAAGUCUUUGGAUUGUAUACAUCACCAAACAUUUAAAAAAAAAAAUAAAAGGGGGGGAAAAAAGGUACUUACACAAUGAUCCUGAAAACUUCUGUGCAGCUGGAAUAGUUGACAAACAAGAUGGUGCAAAAGGCAAGAGGUUUUUUGCUCAAUAAAUGCUUUUUUGGGGCAUGGUGUGAAGUGUUAACUCUGGCCUGGUUCUUCUACUGGUUAAGAGUAGAUCUGUACUAGGUCUGUAUUUGUGGUCUUCAUUUGGCUGUGGAUCAAUUCAAAGGGAUGGGGGAAAACAGGACAGAAUGUUUUUGUUUUUUUUUUUACCUUUUGCAUCUGCACCAUACUUUUUUAACUGUUUUUGAAAAUUCUUUGCAAUUGAUAGACAAAACACGUUUGAAUAGUGCUAGUAGUGCCUGUGUUAGUUAAAGCCAAUGCAUGUGUUUAACUUGUUUAAUGUUAAUUUGUUUUAGCUCUUAAAGACUUGGAAAAGGAUAAAUAGUUUAAACCAUUAUUUGCAUUCAGAAGAGUUUGAGUUUGUUUGACACUUGUUCUUUUUUCAGGAAACUGCAAAUUGAGGGGGAUUAGGCAUAAAAAAUUUGUAUAGCUGUAAUGCUAACACCUCACACCAAAGAAAACUGGAGAAGGCAACAACGGGAGACCAUUGAGUUCACUUAAUGCUAAUGUCAGGUAGUUGUUAAAGCAUUUUUCCUAUUCUUUGAAUGAAUGUCAUUCCUAUAGCCAGCAUAAGUUCAAGAACCCUGGGAAAACAACCCAGUAAGCACAUGCUGGGCAGGGGCAGUGAAGACUUUUCCUGCAGUGCCUCAUGCGAGUGCCUCCCUGUUUGUCUGAAGGUCACCUCUGGACAUAAGAUAUUAGGAAGAGAUUCUUUACAGAGAGGGUAAUCAGACAUUGGACUGGGCUUACCAGGGAAGUGGUGGAUUCUCUGUUCCUGGAGGUUUUUAAGAUGAGACUGGAUGUGUCACUUAGUGCCAUGGUCUAGUAACCACGGCGGUGGUGGAUCAAGGGUUGGACUUGAUCUCCGAGGUCCCUUCCAACCCAGCUGACUCUAUGAUUCACAGUUAGUUUGGGGCGUGUCAGCUCAGGAAAACUUACCCAGAUUAAAUCUGGCUUAGCUAGAUUUACUGUGACAGUAUGCUAAUUAAGGCAAUUAUAAAUCUAUAUCGGCAGUUAACAAAGACUUACUGCAAAUUCAUUCGCAGCUUUAUGUGAUUUAUAUCAAGUUUAAACUUUUGUUUGCAAGAGGGAGGAGCAGCCAGACUGACAGUCUGGAUGUCAGUUGUUUCCAUUCGGGCGGACUGACCGUGGUGCCGGUUGAUACGGGUAAGAUAAACACCUUGUUUGCAACUUCCCUAAGGAAACAGGAUUUACAAGCAGGUUUUGUAUGUUAGCAGUUCCCCUCCUUGACUUGAGCUUGAACUGACAGCCUCAGAAUGCAAUGGUCAUCUUCAGUUUUUAUUUGACUGGCAUUUCGUAAAUUACAGCAUACCUCAGUGUUCCAAUAGCAGACUGAAAAUGUGUCUUCUGAUGUGUUGUCGUGCUCUUUGACAAGCCCAGUAUCUGCAAAAGUUCAGUGAUUUUGAAGAAGUUUCUGAAAAUUUCUGAAGCAGAUAAAGAAGUCAUAACUCAUUCCAAGUCAUGCGGCCUUCAGAAACUUCACAAACCUAUGUUAUAUGACUUCUUUGUCUCUUUUGAAAUUUUCUGCAUUGAGAAUUUACUAAAUUUUCAACUAUAAAUGAUAAUGAAAUUAGUAUAAAGACCUUUGGCAAUGUAAGUGUAUUCAGCAGCUGGCUGUGGAACCUGUGUCUUGUUCUGUGCCUAAUAAUGCUCCAUGCCUGAUCAUGCCUGAGGUUUCACACACGUGCUGCAGUUUAAUGGGGUGUAAACUAACUUUUUCCUUUCAAAUGCUUAGGUGCUUUGUUUACAAAAAUUAAGAAUGGAGUUUAAAAUUUUAUAUAAAUAGUAGGUUAGUAUUGACUACUGAAAUGAGGUUUUAUAAGUUCAACAGAACUGAUUGCAACACUUCUAGCAAUUCUGAAUGUUUUUAAUAUUAAAUUUGGUUGAGCUAAACACUGUUAAAAGCCUUGUUAGUCAUACUUCAGUAGAAAAAUCUUACUGCCUUUUCAUUGUAUGUUUACUGACAACAGCCCCCUUCCUUAUGACUCUUAAGUUAUCACCUUAAGAAUGUUAUUAAUAAAUGUUAC